UUGAUGGGUUCCAAAAGUAUUAAAAAGGCGGUAGUCCCUAAAUUAUCGGAAAAAGCCAAGGAGGAAGAGUUGAGCACUUCGGGCUCCUCUGAUUCUACUUUAGAAUCAAGUUCAUCUUCCUCGUCGGAGGGCAGCUCCAGCAGCAGCUCUAGUUCCUCGGACAGUGAAUCGAGCUCGUCGGACAGCGGCUCCAGCUCUUCUAGCAGCAGCUCGAGCUCCUCCGGCGAAUCGGGCUCCUCCGACAGCGACUCGAGCUCCGACAGCGACUCGAGCUCCUCCGACAGCGACUCGAGCUCUUCGGACAGCGACUCGAGCUCAUCGGGCAGCAGCUCCUCCUCGGGCAGCAGCUCCUCCUCGGACAGCGACUCCUCCUCGGACAGCGACUCCUCCUCGGACAGCGACUCGAGCUCAUCGGGCAGCAGCUCCUCCUCGGACAGCGACUCGAGCUCCUCGGGCAGCAGCUCCUCUUCGGACAGCGACUCGAGCUCCUCGGGCAGCAGCUCCUCCUCGGACAGCGACUCCUCCUCGGACAGCGACUCCUCGGACAGCGGCUCCUCCUCGGGCAGCGGCUCCUCCUCGGGCAGCAGCUCCUCCUCGGACAGCGACUCAAGCUCCUCGGACAGCGAUUCCUCCUCGGACAGUGAGUCUUCCUCGGACAGCCAGUCCUCGUCUGCUCCUAAGAACGGUAAGAGAGCAAGGGACACAUCCUCCGAUGAGUCUUCAUCGCGUACCGCGACACCGGAGCCGCCUGUAAAGAAGGCUGCAAUUCCCGCCGGCGAAGACGAAAUCAGGGAAGGCCAGCGGAAGCACUUCUCGAGAAUAGAAAGGGCAAAAAUCAGCUUCGAGGACAGAACCCUCACCGACAAUACCUACAAGGGCGCUGCGGGGACUUGGGGCGAGAAGGCCAAUGAUAAACUAAGCCGCGUCAGGGGUAAGGACUUCACUAAGAACAAAAACAAGAUGAAGCGUGGCUCGUACAGAGGUGGCUCUAUCACACUAGCAUCGGGCUCCUAUAAGUUCGUAGAUUAG
Messenger RNA from Eremothecium gossypii ATCC 10895, 1029 nucleotides. It is a transcript of the gene SRP40, whose product is annotated as Srp40p. Lineage: Eukaryota; Fungi; Ascomycota; Saccharomycetes; Saccharomycetales; Saccharomycetaceae. The transcript has a single exon. The record is from RefSeq and is marked provisional.